Molecule: messenger RNA, 2963 nt
Organism: Marmota monax (woodchuck)
Lineage: Eukaryota; Metazoa; Chordata; Mammalia; Rodentia; Sciuridae
Exons: 2
Coding region: 450-2192 (580 amino acids)
Molecular function (GO): structural molecule activity
Source: RefSeq, a predicted model, not a curated record
UACAGAAGUGAGCAUGUCCACCAUGUCCCCCAUCCUUAGGCCUAUUUGCAUUCUUGGAGAGCUCUGGUGGACGUCACGCUCAAGACACCUGAAAUCUCAAUUUCCCUCUUUGCUCUUCAAGACGGAUAAGACCCGAAGCAUCCGGGACAGGAGGACGCCUCACCCAGCGCUGCAAUAAAGCCGCACCGGCGCCCGGGUGGUCACACCAGGACUGGGGUGACCACGGUACACGGCUCCCUCAGGGCGUGCGAACAGGACCGCAGACUUGCACGCCUGGAUUCUAGCCGCGGGCGGGGAAAGCAGAGGAACAGAAGUGCGUUACACCCAGGAAUUACUAAAAGCAGUCACUCCCGGAACGGACCGAGCGGAGCCGGUGUGGAUCCCUGAACGACUAACGAGAAAAGUCUCGAAGACAACUGACCAACAACGGGGGACCCUACAGGAGUCCAAUGAUGAGACCCUUCAUUCUGCUGAGUAUCCUGGCCCUAUCACAGAUGAUAAUGGUCCAGAUGUUACCGAUGCAGUGGUGGGCGGUAGCUCGGACAUGGCCGAUGCCGAUGCUGGUCCAUAAAAAUUCUAGUGUCCUCCCCACUCUUUUUUCUAUUUCAUGUGAGAUGUCUGCCCCUUGUGUCUCCCCUAGAGGAGACAGGGAACGGGUUUUCAACCUUUCUCGUGUUAAUCUCACGGGAGUUUUCUGCUUCAGUUUCUUGAGAACCCGUUGUAUUCGCUUACAGCGCAACAAUUUGACCAAUUGGGAGGACCCCUUACAGAACAGUAGGGUCUCACUGGGAACCUUGUCUGUGGUGCUUAACCGAGUGAGUAAUGGGGAAAAGGAGGGCUCAGGAGAGACUACAAAUUCGACCGAAAUGAAUAUCACCACUUUGGCUAUAAUUUCCCAGGUGUCACUCCCGGUGGCUUUUCCUAACGCUAGUAAUGCCACUUAUUUUAAGGCCUCUCCUUAUUGUACCCCGUACUAUUCUUUCCCCCCGACAUUCAUGCCUUGUCAAGAUCAUUCUUGGGAGAAGCACCAAGUUGCUGUGGGUUUCUCUCUUUCCCCUUCUCUUAAAAGGUAUUUGUAUAAUUCUUCCAAGGCUAAUUCCACUACAGGAACAGGCUGGUCUUGGUUUCAAUGGUUGAUUUCCAAUGAAAAGGGGGCCACAGCCGAUGUCUCUGCUCUGGCUCAAUUGAGAGGAGUCCAGAGCUGGCUGUUUAAUGUGUCUGGCUCUGUACAGGACACUGCUAAUGGUAGGAGGCUUAAAAACAUUUCAUACAAUUCUCAGGUGUCCAAUGCCACACUGCCCUCUGCAGCAGUCUGCCUUCAUUCUCCGUUUCUGUUCCUUUUGACCAAUGAUACCAAUACUACAGGAUCAGAAAUGAUUGACUGUUCUAAUUGUACAUAUGUCUUAUCUGAGUGUUGGAAUGGAUCUUGGAGCACGGCAGUUGUUAUGAAGGUCCCGACUUUCGUCCCGAUUCCGGUUACUGCAGAUCCGGACUCCUUCCCUAUUGUUGAGGUGCUCAGGAGCCGUAGGGAUUUUGGAAUCACGGCAGCUAUUGUAACAGCGGUUGCAGUGUCUGCUGCUGCAGCGGUCACUGCUGGAGUGGCCAUGGCUAAUCAAGUGCAGACUGCGGCCACGGUUAAUCAGGUCAUCCAACAAACUUCCAACAUUUUAGAGUCUCAAAGUAAAAUCAAUCAACAUAUUUUAUCAGGAAUUUUGGCCGUUAAUCAAAGGGUGGAUCUCCUCCAAGCUCAGAUUGAGGAAUUGUCAGACCUAGUACAUUUGGGUUGUGUUGAUCAUCAUGCACAUCUAUGUAUAACAUCUCUCAGAUUUAAUGAUUCCAGGAAUACCUCUCAAAUUAUUGGACAGUACCUGGCCGGAAACUGGUCCAUGGAAGCAGAGAAGUUGAUCCAGACCCAACUGACACAAAUUGCCAUGUUGAACAACACUCGUGUGGACCCUGUGACAUUGGGCCAAUUUACGAAUUGGUUGUCUUCUGCUUUUUCUUUCUUUAAGGAAUGGGUGGGAGUAGGCAUUUUUGGAGCGAUGUGUUGUUUUGGGGUUGUCCUUUGUCUGUGGCUUUUCUGUCGCCUAGGAGCUCGCCAUAGCCAAGAAAAGGCUAUGAUCGUCCAGGCUUUUGCAGCCCUAGAGAAUGGUAUCUCUCCACAAGUUUGGCUUGCGCAACUUAAGCAAUGAUUUCCUGGGUUUUGGCCAUUGCACCCCAAGUUAUCUUUGACAUUGCACUGGGAUUGGCAUGCCCUCCUCUUCCUGCUUUCCCAGUUAUGAAAGGCCAUGCACUCUGCAGGCCUUGUUGCCAUUGCACGCAGGUGGGCUUCCAUGCUGGCACUGCACUUUAUGCUUUGGACCCUUCGUUUUCUCAGGGGCUGAGAGAUGGUGUUGCCACUUCCAACCUCAUAGUCACGGAUCGGCUACUUGUAAAAUCCCCUUUCCUUUUCGUCGUCAUCACGAUGCAGGAUGUGAGGCAAGGCACUGCACUUGAGUGAUCCGGUCUCCGGACCUCAAGGGAAGCAUGUCCUAUUGCAUACGGGUUUGACGUCCAAGCCCUGUCCCACGAAAAAAGGCGUCGGCUGAUAUGGUGUCAGAUCUAGGGAAGGCGCCUCCUUCGGACUGAGCCAUACAUUGCAGCCAUGUUUGCACAGUGGGAUAGGACCUCUACUUUCGCCUGCAUUGUUUUUUAAGAAAUAAGGGGGAACUGUGGUGAGCCGUGUUUAUAGACCGCUGCUGCCAUUAGAAGAUGGCGCCGGUCUCCGUUGUGGAUCUUGGUAAACAACUCCUUAUUUGGGAGAGUUGGCGUGCUGUCCCUCAGUACCCAAUGAGAAAACCCUGCGUGGCAGCUUUGGAUUGGACUUGAGUAAGCUUUAUUAGGCUGUGUGGGGGUGCGUGAGGGAGAGAGAGCGCUUGAGAGAAACCUAGAGUUAAGGCCUGAAUAAACCGCUGAAAGAAGAA